UUAAAAGUGCACAUGACUUACCACACACCAGAUCGAACCCCCACCAUUCAAUUUUCCCUCACCCCCUCAUCUCCUUCCUCGCCGCCGCCGAUGGCUAAUUCCGGCCAAAAGUUCGACGUAAUUGUCGUCGGAGCAGGCGUCAUGGGAAGCGCCAUCGCUUACCAGACCUCCAAGCGCGGCCUCAAAACCCUCCUCCUCGAACAAUUCGACUUCCUCCACCACCGCGGCUCCUCCCACGGCGAGUCCCGGACCAUCCGCGCCACCUACCCGGAGGACUACUACCCCGCCAUGGCUCUAGAAGCUUCCCGCCUCUGGGAGGAAGCCGAAGCCGAAGCCGGUUACAAAGUCUACUUCAGAACCAAGCACCUGGACUUCGGUCCCAACGACAACAAAGCUCUCCUCGCCGUCGUCGACAGCUGCACCAAAAAUUCAAUUCCUUACCGUCUCCUGAAUCCGGCGGAGGUCCUCCAGGAGUUCGCCGGACUCUUCCGCCUGCCGGAGGAUUGGAUCGGCGUCGUCACCGACGAAGGCGGAGUAAUCAAGCCGACCAAAGCCGUCGCAAUGCUCCAAACCUUAGCUCUCCAAAACGGCGCCGUUUUGAGGGAUAAUGCAGAAGUAAUUGAAAUCAAUAGAGACGGAGGAACAAACGAGAUCGUCGUUUCCACGGCGGCCGGCGGGGAAUUCCGCGCCGGAAAAUGCGCAAUCUCGGCGGGGCCGUGGACGCGCCGCCUCGUUAAAAAAGUGAAAGGAUUGGUCCUCCCAAUCCAGCCAUUAGAGACUUCCGUCCAUUACUGGAAGAUCUCUAAAGGCCACGAAUUCAAAUUCACAAUCGCCGCCGGUUUCCCAACGUUCGCCUGCUACGGCGUGCCGUACAUCUACGGCACACCGUCGCUCGAGUUCCCGGGGCUGAUCAAGGUGCCAUUGCACGCCGGCCGCCUCUGCGAGCCGGAGGACCGGACAUGGGCGGCAUCGCCUGCGGCGACUGCCGCCCUCCGCGACUGGAUUGCGGCGCGGUUCGGGGAUGCAAUCGACGCCGCCGCCGGAAGCCCGGCGAUCACGCAAUCUUGCAUGUACUCGAUGACUCCCGACGAGGAUUACGUGAUCGAUUUCCUCGGCGGCGAGUUCAGGGAGGAUGUUGUGGUGUGCGGCGGAUUCUCCGGCCACGGGUUCAAAAUGGCGCCAGCGGUGGGGCGAAUUGUGGCGGACAUGGUGGGAGGAGGAGGUGGCGGCGAUCGGACGGAGGACGAUUUCUGGCUGGCGCGCUUCCGCGCCGGAAGAUUCCACGGCGAGUGUAAGGGAAACGAGAAGCUUUUCGAGGAACAAGUGAAGAAUUCAAAUUGAAGCAGAAUUGCAGCCAUUGAAGUCCCUGUCGUCUUCAAGAUCAAGAAUUGCCAAUUCAAUAAAUAAAUCAGUCAAUAAUAAUAUUUGGGAAUUUCUACUACCCAUUUUCAAAAAACAAAAGAAGUAGAGAGAUAUAGAGAAUUGCUUGUCUUGCAACAAACUAGGGCUAUAUUUCUACAGCUUAAAUUUCUACUGUAUUGUGUGUGUAUAUACUUAAACUAUUUGACAAA
Messenger RNA from Andrographis paniculata, 1571 nucleotides. RefSeq names its product probable sarcosine oxidase. Gene Ontology annotation, molecular function: sarcosine oxidase activity; flavin adenine dinucleotide binding. The transcript has a single exon. The coding region runs from base 13 to 1341 and encodes 442 amino acids. NCBI's taxonomy places the organism in Eukaryota, Viridiplantae, Streptophyta, Magnoliopsida, Lamiales, Acanthaceae. The record is from RefSeq and is a predicted model, not a curated record.